Camarhynchus parvulus is the source of this 714-nucleotide messenger RNA. RefSeq names its product histone H1.11L-like. The record is from RefSeq and is a predicted model, not a curated record. Gene Ontology annotation, cellular component: nucleosome. Bases 10 to 648 code for a protein of 212 amino acids. Gene Ontology annotation, biological process: nucleosome assembly. Gene Ontology annotation, molecular function: DNA binding; structural constituent of chromatin. The transcript has a single exon. Lineage: Eukaryota; Metazoa; Chordata; Aves; Passeriformes; Thraupidae.
AGCGUCGCCAUGGCCGAGAGCGCUCCUGUUACCGCCGCCGAGACAGCGCCCGCAGCCCCGGCCAAGGCCCCCGCCGCCAAGAAGCCGAAGAAGGCGGCGAGCGGCUCCAAAACCCGCAAGCCCGCGGGGCCUAGCGUCACCGAGCUGAUCACCAAGGCCGUGUCCGCCUCCAAGGAGCGCAAGGGGCUCUCGCUCGCCGCGCUCAAGAAGGCGCUGGCCGCCGGCGGCUACGAUGUGGAGAAAAACAACAGCCGCAUCAAGCUGGGGCUCAAGAGCCUCGUCAGCAAGGGCACCCUGGUGCAGACCAAGGGCACCGGCGCCUCCGGCUCCUUCCGCCUCAACAAGAAGCCGGGAGAAGUGAAGGAAAAGGCUCCGAAAAAGAAAACUUCGGCAGCUAAGCCCAAGAAGCCGGCGGCUAAGAAGCCCAAGAAGGUGGUGACAGCAAAGAGCCCCAAGAAAGCCAAGAAGCCAGCAGCAAAAAAAGUAGCCAAGAGCCCCAAGAAGGUAACAAAGGCUGCCAAGCCCAAAAAAGCGGCGGCAGCAGCCAAGAGCCCGGCUAAGGCGAAAGCGGUGAAGCCCAAAGCAGCUAAGCCAAAAGCUGCAAAGGCAAAAGUCGCCAAGGCAAAGAAGGCAGCACCAAAGAAGUAAGCCCUUCGCUAGAGAAGGCUUGCUCCACAUAUAAACCCAACGGCUCUUUUAAGAGCCACCCACAUU